CUCCUAGGACACUUCUUUAACUGGUGCCUCUUCGGCGCUCUAUCUGUGCAAGUGUAUAUCUACUACCUCGCCUUCCCCAAAGACAGACGGUGGACAAAAUGCUUCGUCCUUUUCAUAUUCUCCAUCGAGCUACUUCAAACGUUUCUUGCUACCCGGGAUGCAUUCCGCGCUUUUGCUUCUCACUGGGGUGAUAAAUCGGAAUUGAAUGACUUUGGUCUGAUGUGGUUGAGUGUACCUGUGUUGGGCUCAAUCAUCAGCUGCACCGCUCAUUCCUUCUUCGCUUGGCGCGUGUAUGCGAUGAGCGGUAAAUUCUGGAUCACCGGCGUCAUCUUGACGGUAUCUUUGGUCCAAGUUGGCGCGGGCAUAUGGACAGGAGUACUUGCUCGUAAAUUCAGGCUAUUCUCCGAUCUGCAUAAGCGUGUAUCCAAGGCAGUUAUUGUCAUGUUAGGCGGAAGCGCUCUCUGCGACGUAAUCAUUGCAGGAAGCAUGAUCUACUACUUGAAACAAUCCACAUCGGGCUUCAACCCCCACAGCGCUCCUCUGUACAAGUUCGUGCGGAUGGUAGUCCAGUCUGGCGCCCUUUGCGCAACGGUUUCUAUCAUAUAUAUCGUGCUCUUUUGCGUAUAUCAAGACAACAACUUUCAUUCGGCUCCAGGUCUAACUCUUUCGAAGCUUUAUUCUAAUUGCCUUUUGGCUGUAAGUCGAUACCAAGCUUCAUCUUCAGAAAAACUCAAGCUCUCAUAG
Desarmillaria tabescens is the source of this 744-nucleotide messenger RNA. RefSeq lists its product as uncharacterized. NCBI's taxonomy places the organism in Eukaryota, Fungi, Basidiomycota, Agaricomycetes, Agaricales, Physalacriaceae. The annotation marks the transcript as partial. The record is from RefSeq and is a predicted model, not a curated record. The transcript is spliced from 5 exons.